Messenger RNA from Penicillium chermesinum, 1389 nucleotides. RefSeq lists its product as uncharacterized. The record is from RefSeq and is a predicted model, not a curated record. Lineage: Eukaryota; Fungi; Ascomycota; Eurotiomycetes; Eurotiales; Aspergillaceae. The transcript is spliced from 3 exons. Gene Ontology annotation, biological process: DNA-templated transcription initiation. The coding region runs from base 1 to 1389 and encodes 462 amino acids. Gene Ontology annotation, cellular component: transcription factor TFIID complex.
AUGGAACAGCGCCAAACAGCAUGCCUUCCACCCCCGUUGCGGCACCUCCCCCAGCUCCUCCUGGCACUAUGGGCCCCCCCCUCACGUCCGGCGGAUAAGACAACUGAUGCAGCGGAGCUGACCGACGUUCUGGCUUCCUCUGGUAUCGAUAUACCCCAGCAACCACCUCCCAUCAGCACAUCAUUCAUGUCCCAGGCGUCCACCACGGGAACACUCUCAGCAUCUAGCAGUUUCGGCGACUUGCCUAUCAAACCGGGCGUUCCGCAUGAUUCAUUUUCGUCGGAUCCCACAGCAUCCCCUUUCAAAGAGAAUGGCCAGCCCACUCGUGAAGAUACCGAAGCGGCGCGACGGGCGCAAUAUCAUCUUCAGGAGCCCUUCCUUUUGACCAAAAUGCUCGAACAGCGCAUUCAAAAACGUGGGUUCGAGCUUGGAGUCCGCAUUCCCUCAGAGGGCCUCUUCCACCCGGUCCCAGGUAGGCCGCAGCCUAUUGAGGUCACUGGCCCAGACGGCUCCUCUGUGAUUCGCACAGGCCAGACGAUCAUCAAUCAAGAAGGAGCUCCUAUGGUGGAUAUCUUGAAUUUAGUUUCUUUGUCUUGUGAAGAACGGUUGAGAGGCGUUAUCGACUACUCCUCGGUUCUUUCCCGCAGCCGCCGGGCGCAUUCACAUGGUGUGGUUCCAACUGAGUGGAAAGAUGUCGCUCAGUCGGCAGUGUCAGGACCUGGGAAUGGUACCAAUUCUUUAAAGCGUUCCCAUAAUGAUUCAGGUGGCGCUUUUCCAAAGCCAGUUGCAGAACGAUACAGAGGUCUUGUUAGUAAAGAAGCUCAAUAUGAGAACAAGCGAGCAUCUAAACGCACUAAGCGCAGUGCGGAUGCUACCUUCAAUGAAGCUACGGGCAAUCGGGCCGACUCGCUUGAUCCAGCUGGCUCUGCUCCUUCAACUCCCAUCCCUGAAAAGGCAGGGCUUGACAAGAAAUCUGUCAGUAAGAAGGAAGCAAGGAAGAUGGUAGAUACAAAAGCCAGCGAGGUCCAGCAGCACCAGCAGUCGGUUGAAACGGCACGAAUGGCUACCAACAGCAUGCUGUCUGGAGGAAGAUUUGGCGCUAAAAAGACCUAUUCCUGGUUAAAAUCCGGAGGAUCAUCUAGUGGAUUUUCAUCCCCGUCUCGGCCCAACCCAUCUACCCCCACCGCUGCGCCUGAGAAGUCCACUCUCUCUGGAGAAACAUCCUCUGGUCCGAUGAAACGUCGGAUCGGAUCAUGGCGCGAAGACCAAGAGAAGGGCGCGGGAAUCCAGGUUCGAGACCUCCUCUACAUGCUCGAGGCAGAUGGCCGAGGCAUCAAACAUGUGCAGCGGGGCUACUCCAAGGACCCCAAAGAGGACCGCGGUCCUUGA